Messenger RNA from Chenopodium quinoa (quinoa), 1023 nucleotides. RefSeq names its product protein FAR-RED IMPAIRED RESPONSE 1-like. The transcript is spliced from 3 exons. Bases 1 to 1023 code for a protein of 340 amino acids. NCBI's taxonomy places the organism in Eukaryota, Viridiplantae, Streptophyta, Magnoliopsida, Caryophyllales, Amaranthaceae. The record is from RefSeq and is a predicted model, not a curated record. Gene Ontology annotation, biological process: regulation of DNA-templated transcription.
AUGGAGAAGACUGAUAUUACGACUGAUAUUAUGGAAAUGGAAACUGAAGGCGUUAUAAGGGGCAGUGAGGUUGGUGUUGGUGAUUAUGGCACUGUGGUUAAGUUUAGGAGUAAUGUUGAAAUGGAGGAGGGCAAUGAUAUGGAGGGUAUAGAAGACAUAGUUGUUAUAGAUAGUUGUGCUGAGGAUGUUGGUAAAGUUAGUGUAGGUGCAGUUGACAUGAAUGUUAGCAACGAAAUGAGUUUAAUUGUUAAGGAGCCUAAGGAAGGGAUGGUUUUUUGGUCUUGGCAAGAGGUUGAAGCCUACUAUAAGGAGUAUGUUGAGCAGAUGGGGUUUGGAGUGUCAAGGGUUCAAGGUGUAAAUUCUAAGACGGCGGACAAACAAAGAAUUGUAAACACGUGGAAAUGUGAGUGUUGGGGAAAACCCGACAUGAGGGCUAGGAGGGAAGCGAAUAAGAGGGCAAAGGCAAUGAGUGUUGGAGGUUCAGGUGGUUUAGUUGAUGGGGUGACCGUGCACUUAAAGCAUAAUCACAAGAUUAAUCCGGCAAAUUCUAAGCUUGUGAAGGAGUACCGCAUGAAGCAAAUGACCUCAAAAGUAAAGAAGAAGUUGAUGGAUUUCUAUGAGCAAGGCGCACCAAUUUCUCAAAUACACGGUUGCAUGGCAACCGAACGAAACCGUAACAUGGCUCUCACCAUCAAAGAUUUACAACAUGAGGUGUACAAGGCUAGGCGGUUGAAGAUGGUUGGAGGGGACUCGGUGGCAAUCAUGGAGUACUUAGAAAAAAUGCAAUCCGGCUACCAAAUAUUUUUCCAUGUUCAAUGUUUGGAUGAAGAAGGGAGACUUAAGGAUGUGUGUUGGGUGGAUGCAAGAAGUAGGUUAGCUUAUGAGGACUUUGGUGAUGUAGUUUGCUUCGACGCAACAUACCUAACAAACGAGUACGAGCUCCCAUUUGCGAACUUUGUUGGUGUGAACCAUCAUGGGCAAUCGUUGUUGUUGGGAUGUGCUCUUGUUUCACAUGAAGAAUGA